AUGGCUGAUGAAAGGGUUCAUUCGAAAGCUGGCGGUGCAGGUACGAAACCUAAGGUAGCCACCCCUCAAGUUGUGGCCAAGAUCGAGCAGUACAAACGAGACAAUCCGACAAUAUUCGCUUGGGAAAUUCGGGAACGGCUUAUCAAUGAGGAUGACCUUGAAUACUUCAAAGUAGAUCUCUUAUCGUUUUUUGCGUCGGAAGGAACGAUUUUGGAAGAUUUGAAAAUGAAGAAACAACAUUUGUAUUCAACUACGGUGAUUUUGCUUCGAAAGAUUGGCAUAGGGGGCUAUCGAAAAUAUUUUACUGAUGGAUUUGUCCUAAGCUGGCUACCAAUCCAUUACUUUUACUCCAUUUCAGCAGUAUGCUCAACCCCACCGUCAGUGUCGUCGAUCAAUCGAAUUUUGAGGACGAGAGCCGCUGAGCGAGCAGCUGAAGAGCUCACGAUGAUCUUGAACGUUCAGCAUCUGACAAGGCAAGGCUUCCUUCCUUUCCAAUCUGAAAAUGAUCAUAAAUGA
Haemonchus placei is the source of this 516-nucleotide messenger RNA. The record is from the annotation of a GenBank genome assembly. Lineage: Eukaryota; Metazoa; Nematoda; Chromadorea; Rhabditida; Trichostrongylidae.